Messenger RNA from Fundulus heteroclitus (mummichog), 1336 nucleotides. RefSeq names its product NADH:ubiquinone oxidoreductase complex assembly factor 1 (gene ndufaf1). The transcript has 5 exons. Bases 262 to 1176 code for a protein of 304 amino acids. Gene Ontology annotation, cellular component: mitochondrion. Gene Ontology annotation, biological process: mitochondrial electron transport, NADH to ubiquinone; mitochondrial respiratory chain complex I assembly. The record is from RefSeq and is a predicted model, not a curated record. Lineage: Eukaryota; Metazoa; Chordata; Actinopteri; Cyprinodontiformes; Fundulidae.
AACGGAACAAAGCUGUGUUCAAGAUCGGCCAAGGCUGCUGUUGCAAAACCAUGUGUUUUUGCAGCAAUACUUUCUCAUCGAAAGUAUUGUGAACGUAGCUCUCCUGAAUACGCGCAGACGGCGUUUCCUGUACGUGUUGAGACAACCUUGGAUUUAUUCGCGAGUGUUGCUGAGAAGCAUGUUACGUCUUCAUUAAGGGAAUGAUCUACUAAACUGCUUGUGUACCUGGCUUCUGCUUUUGCAAGCUACAACGCGGACAGAAUGUCCCUGCCGAAGAUCUCGCGUGUCCCCGCGUCCAGGCUGCUGAGCGCCGUCCAUGACCCGCGCUGGCCUCUAAGCUCCGCCGCGCCUCUCGCCGUGCCCAAAAGAGCUUUGACCCAGAGCGGGUACCGGCGGCCCGGCCAACCCAGAGAGGACAAGCCCCCGUGGCAGAGGAUUAAGUUCGACUUCUCUAAGGGUUUGGAGGGCAUAACGAAGCACUUCAAGCUGCUGAGGCAGGAGUUCUCCGACCGCCUGGUCGGCCCGGAGGGUAAACCCAUCAUCGAGCACAUGCUGGAGCAGAACAGGGUGAUAUGGGAGUUCAGAGGCCCCGACAGCCUCCAGGAGUGGACGCUUUCCUCCGACAGGGAAAUUGGAGGCCAGAGCGAAAUCCACCUGAAGCUGGGAAGGAACAAUGAGACCUGCUUUCUGUACGGGACCCUCCAGUCCGCCCCUCCUAGAGACGGGGAGACGCGCUACAGCGGAUACUGCUCCAUGCGCUCCAAGCAACCUCUGGUUUCGUUUGACAGGAAGAAGCACCACGACUGGUCCAGCUUCAACACCCUCCACCUGCGGAUCCGGGGGGACGGCCGCCCAUGGAUGGUCAACAUCGCAGCGGAGUCCUACUUCACUCAUCAGAAAGACGACUUAUACAGUUACUUCCUGUACACCAGAGGAGGACCCUACUGGCAAGACGUGAAGAUCCCGUUCUCCAAGUUCUUCCUUACUCACCGAGGGAGGAUACAAGACAACCAGCACCCUCUGUGGCUGGACAAGGUUAACACCAUUGGGUUUACCCUCGGAGACAAAGCGGACGGUCCCUUCCAGCUUGAAAUCGAUUUCAUCGGCGUGUGUAAAGAUUACGCACACACCGAGGACUUUGCAUACGAGGUGUACAAGAGGAAUCCCGAGGUUUAAUUUAGAGCCACACAUGCGGACAUUGGAAGCUUCUGAUUGUCAUCGGCGUACCUUGGUAGCUCAUUUGUUUUUCUGUGAAUCUUUGUAAAAUAAAUAUAUAAACCUGAGGGUUUUAAGAGUUGAACCCACCGUCGAGCAAAUCUAAACAUUUUCACAUCCA